GACAGUGACGUUUAUGUUUACAUAAUUGUGUAUAUUCUUAUAACUUUCGUGAAAAUCUACAAAACCUCUUAAACAACCUAAUUAAUUUGAGUAACAUAAAGUGUAUAAUAUCUACCGUUGCAAUAAUUGUUAUCGAAUGAUAACAUUUAUCACGAGCAUUCCAGGGAAUUUCUAUUGUGAAAAUGAUAAUGCAUGAAAAUAGGAAUUUAGUUUAGAUAUUCUCAUUAUUAACAAUUACCUUCCUAUUAUUAUCCCAUGUACGAUAAAGUGUUUGGGUAGGAUUGCUGUUCAUAAAACGGGAUUUCUUUUUAUUUUAGAUCCGUUUUUGCGACCUAAAUACCAAUGCUACAGAUAAUAAACUAUUAUCAUAACGAAUUUGACACUAUCUUUACACCAUCAAACUACACUUGGAAUUGCUAAGAUUCUUUAAUAUUCAGCAGAGCUCUGUUGGGAUACCAUAUUGCUCUAUAAAAAAACCUAUACUUUCAAAUACAUUCCAGAAUGAUGUUGUCCAUAUUGCUAUCGCCAUGGGAACACCAGGCGAUAAGGCGGAAAUCGGAAAGGUAGUGAAAACAGAACUGCAAACACAACUGGAUCCAGAUCAACCGAGUCUACCUUCGACCACCACCGAACAGGCCCCCAUUCCCACAGUUUCUCAAUCGGUAGCAAGUACAUUGUUAGAAAUGGGGGUAGUUUCCAGGUUGCCGCAAUACGAGACGCCACAGUUCGGCACUUUUGCGGUGGAACAAGUUGAUCCGUCACUGUCACAUACCAUCGUCAAACCUGACGUGUUCCAACAGUCAAGCAGCAUAGGUUUAGAGCAAGCUACAAUAGAAGAUUAUUUUACACAGUCCAAGUAUUAUCCAAUUUCAGAGAGCCUGCAAACUUUAUUUCCCGUACCAACGAAAACAUUCCCUAGCAUUGAUCAACCUGGACCGUCAGGUUUGCAGACGCCUAAAUCAAAGUCUUCAGGAGGUUUACUGAAAUUAAAAAAAAGUAGAAAGCAGCAGAUUCCAGAACAGACGCCUUCCAAAAAAUCUCACACUUGUCAUAUAUGUCAGAAAAACUUUGCUAGUCUAGAGAAAUUAAACAAACACCAACAAACUCAUACGGGUUCAUCUCCUUUCAAAUGCGAACACUGUAAGAAAAGUUUUACUUCGAAAUUUAAACUAGUGCGCCAUGCUUUAAUUCAUUCUGAUAGGAAACCCUUUAGUUGCAGUGUAUGUGAAAGAACUUUUCAUCGAAAGGAUCAUCUAAAAAAUCACAUAAAAGUCCACAGUCCGCAGAAAGAAGUGUAUACGUGUAAAAAAGAAGGUUGUAAGAAACAAUAUACCUCUUUGUUAAGUUAUAAAAAACAUUUGGCAGUUCACGCCGCCGAAGAAGGAAAUCUAAUUUGCCAGAUAUGUUCAAGUAGCUUCGAAACGAAAGAAGAAAUUUUGUACCAUUUAAAAAUACACGCCGGUAGUAGGACAGUAAAAAAUCCCAAUGAAAAAAAAUUUACUUGUGAACAUUGUGAUAGGCGGUUCUUUACCAAAAAAGACGUACGACGGCAUUUAGUUGUUCACACGGGAAUGAGAGAUUUCCUAUGUCAGUUUUGCCCCCAGAGGUUUGGAAGGAAAGAUCAUUUAGUUAGGCACAUAAAAAAAUCGCACAAUACGAAAUAUAAGUCCGAAGAAGCUCUACCUACUGCCGUAAAAACCGAAACGGAAACGGUGAAACCCGAAACCAUCACGAGUACCGAAUUAGAAAUAAAAUCUGAGUUUUCCGAAAGUAAUCUUUCCGAUCCAGAAGCUUUUAGUCCCGACUUGGAUUUCUCUCUAAAGGCAAUCUUUGAACACGACCUGACGCCAUUUUUGGGACAGGAAGAGAGCAGUUUAUUCCUGCCCUCAACAUCGGGGCAAUCCGAACUGAAAGAAUUGGGCAGUGAAAUUUUAGAGGAGAUCGAGGAAACCCCUUCGACAAGUUCUGGCGUAGUAAUAGAAGAACAGAAUUUGCCCAGCACGAGUCAGGAUGUGCUGGAGGAACUGAAUCCAGAACUUUUACGAAGACUUUUAGAAUCAUCUGGAGAUAAAAAUCUGCCACUUCCAGGUUUUAGCCAAACUUUCCAGUCACCCCCUCCUGCUCCCCCCAAAUAACCCCCCUCCACCCUUACAGAAUCUUUAUUAACUUUAGAGUUUUGUGACUCUACAUAUACGCUUUUAACAAUACUGUUUUUAAUUCCAUUUAUUAUGGGGUAAGUUUUGUUCUUCAGGACCGGCUCUGGUUUUAACAUUUGACGUAAACGCAUUUAUGUUUUGGCCCGCUUUUUAAACUGCCCGGUGUUACUAAACUUUAGCGUUGCUUAUUUGACCCGAGUUAAUACAUUAUCGUUUGAUGUUCGUUUAAUGAAACAUAUUUUUAUGUUUUUCGAUUUUUCAGUGUCUUGAUCAGAUCAAUACAAGAAUCGCACUAACUAAUUCGUUUUGACUGUUCACGGGCUCUGAUUGGCUAUUAGUAUUUUCUGUGUGAUUCUUUACAGAGACAUAAGUUUUUCGAGAUAAUUUGAAUUACCAUUAAGUCUUUAAUCUCUCAAUUGAGGCGUAAUAGGCAGUUGAUGUUCCACAGACAUCUAAUUUAUUUAUUUCCUCAGAAACAGUGACAUUAAGGCUUUUAAGGCCCGUAAAGUACUUGAUCGUUGUCAGUUACACACUUACAAUACACCACACUUACAAUGCACUUCCAUAGCUAGGAAUGUUUGAUUUGCCUUUGUUGCUCUUGGGCUAGAUUUGUGGGGGGGACUGACUGUCAGAACGCCUCGACCCAUCCAGAUAUUAACAGCAACAAGAACUCAAAUCUAACCAGGUGGCCUAGAGGUUCUGAUAGAGGGUCCGUCCUUAUAGAGCCUAACCUCAGAACAACAGGGGUAGGUUGAGGAUUCUCACCUAAAGCUAAGGAAGAGCAUUAUAAGUCUCUAACUGAAGGGGACCAGAUAGAUAGGAUAGGGCAUAGCAAUCCGUAAAAUUCAAUUGGAGAACACAGAUUGAUUGCUAUUGGCUAAAGAGGAAAGAAAGUCAAAAUGAACCUAAUCAGUGAGAUCCAUUUUUUUUUAUUUCAGGAAAUGACUUCUAAGCCCACAGGGAAAGAUAAACAUUUAAAAUAGGAAUUGCGGACCUUGAGAUCUCGAAAAAAUUGAUCUUAUUAAAAAAAAAUCAUUUUUCAUAAAGUCACAGCGUUAUGGUUUGAACAAUCAAAUGUGAUAUCAAACUGCAAUUUAAAUAGAUGCAUUAUUGUGAAUAAAAAAUUAUUUUGCAUAAAAAUUUAAAAAAUCAGUUGGCGAAAAAAAU
Messenger RNA from Anoplophora glabripennis (Asian longhorned beetle), 3323 nucleotides. RefSeq names its product zinc finger and BTB domain-containing protein 24-like. Gene Ontology annotation, biological process: regulation of transcription by RNA polymerase II. The record is from RefSeq and is a predicted model, not a curated record. The coding region runs from base 528 to 2135 and encodes 535 amino acids. Gene Ontology annotation, molecular function: RNA polymerase II transcription regulatory region sequence-specific DNA binding; DNA-binding transcription factor activity, RNA polymerase II-specific. The transcript has 3 exons. Gene Ontology annotation, cellular component: nucleus. Lineage: Eukaryota; Metazoa; Arthropoda; Insecta; Coleoptera; Cerambycidae.